GCCAAAAUUACUACACCUACAGUACCUACCCCUAUGUACCCACGUAUUUCAAACUUUAUUGUUUAAAAAUAAUAACAUAACAAUAUAUUAAUCUGCGAUCACAAAUAAACGAUGGAAUUAAAAACAUUCGCCGAGGAUGAUUUCGACCCAAAGAAAUGGAUAAAUAGAGUUUGGAGCAAUAGCGGGAACCAAGAGAAAGAGAUUUUUGUCACCAACACGGUCCAAAGACUUCAAUUGUAUAUGAAGCAGUUGACAAACUCAUUAGACGAAACUACAACACAGGUGGUAACAUCGAUACCUCAUGUGCUUCAAGAUGCAUUAGCACUACAGAUGGAGGGAGCACUUCUUCACGAGAAAGUCCUGGCUUUAGAGCAGAAGGUUCAAGAAGUCGAGGAGGAGACUGGUCAUUCUAUCGAGAGCCUUCAAAGGAUUGAUCAACUUAAAAGUCGGUUGGAGAAUGCAGCCUCGGCUCUUCGCGAAGCCGACAAAUGGGCUGCUCUGGCAACGAAACUGGAAGAUGUACUGGAAUCGGGUGUACCAACGCAGAAGGAUAAGCUGGAUGAGCUCUCAGAACUUGUGGUUGCGAUGACUGCCAGUCUCGAGGUCCUCAGUGACGCGCCAGAUUACGACAGCAAGAAGAUGCAAUUAGAAACGCUAUACAAUAGACUAGAAGCUUCCAUAAGUCCGCCUUUAAUUGAGGCCAUCACGCAAAUGGAUGCAGACCGCGCAGCGAUAUACGUGAAGCUGUUCUGCGGGAUGUCGCGUACGGUGUCCGUGUGCCGGUGUUGGCGUAGGGCUGCCGCCGCCAGGAUGGCGUCGUCCUGGAGGAGGCUUGACGCGCACACCGUGCCAGCCCUGAGUAGACUGCUGACCGGAGAGGCUAAUAAACAGGUAGACUGGCUGACCAAUGUGUUGAAAUCGGAAACACCCUUAGCAGAACUUAUUAGAUUGUACACAGACCUGCUUCUCUCUUUGGAUCCGUCGCCUGCUAAGAUAGUCUCGGCCAGUCUGAAGCUGUGUUCGAACCCGGAGGAGGGUGUCAUCCUACUGACCGACCUGAGGCAAGAUAUUAAUGAAUUUGUGAAUUUUAUGAAGGGAAUAAUGGAAGCCCCCAAACAAAAUAAAGAGUCAAUACUGCCGGCGACGGUGCGGGAAUUGGGCAGAGCGGCGUACGCACCCCUGAGGGACUCCUUGCCUAAAUAUGCAGAAUUACAAACCCAGUUAUUGUUGGCCAACCUUAAUGAUUCCAGACUCGAUAACGAGGAGGAUUUACUAGAACAUUCCAGAGCCAUACUUCAAGUAGCUGAUAGAUGCGACGGAUGGCUUUCGUCUUCCUACAACGGGGCCAAGAAGAUCGGCGGCAUUGCAAUCUACCCUUUCUAUAUGCCCGCCGUCGAGGCCUUCGUCAGCGCCAUAUCCAACAGGAUCUCCUCUCACAGCCGUCGAAUAGAGAGUGAGUUCCUAUCAUCGGUGACUGCUGGUGUCUCCACCGGAGUUCUCUCGAACACAUUCCCCGCGUCCCUAGUUCUCGAAACAGCCACCGCCACUGUACUGGAUACUCUGGCUGAGAGGCAGAAGUCGGAAGUCGAAGAAGAGCAAAAGGAGAGUCAUCCCCUAGUCGAUUUACCGACUCUAUUGCUCGAUUCGGAAACGAGGCAACGUCUGUCGGCCAUCAGAUCAGAGCCUCCAGGGUCGACGGCCGCCCUACGACGCUCGAGGGAACACUUACGCUCUCUCGCCAAGUCUAUACUGCGGCACCCGGUCGAAUUGCAACUCGAUAAGAUAUCGCAACUGGCCGUGUGGAGUAACAAUGAUGCGUUAUCCACCGACCUCCCAGACUUCGCGAUUUCGCCCCAAGAAUACAUCACCGAGAUCGGACAGUACCUGAUGACUUUGCCGCAACAUCUCGAAUUGCAUUUGUCCGAGAAACAAGCGCCCUGGCAGUUCUUGACCGAUGUGUGCAACCACACGUGCGAAACGUAUGCAGAUAAGAUUAUGAAUAUAAAAAAUAUGGAUGCGUUAGGAACGAAGAGAUGUCUCACUGAUAUUGUAUACCUGUCCAGCGUAGUUGAAGAUCUAGGGUCUUCCGUGACACCAGCGUUGAAGAACUUGGAGAAUUCGUUGCGAGCUGCCACGCCGGCUCUACACAGUCAAAAUUAGCGUAAAUAAAUGUUAUUGAAAUAUAAAGGCUUUAUUAAAAUUAUUGUUUGAA
Molecule: messenger RNA, 2212 nt
Organism: Bombyx mori (domestic silkworm)
Lineage: Eukaryota; Metazoa; Arthropoda; Insecta; Lepidoptera; Bombycidae
Gene: Cog7
Product: conserved oligomeric Golgi complex subunit 7
Exons: 17
Coding region: 112-2160 (682 amino acids)
Biological process (GO): retrograde vesicle-mediated transport, Golgi to endoplasmic reticulum; intracellular protein transport; Golgi organization
Cellular component (GO): COG complex
Source: RefSeq, a predicted model, not a curated record